Messenger RNA from Sphaeramia orbicularis (orbiculate cardinalfish), 1754 nucleotides. It is a transcript of the gene slc25a15b, whose product is annotated as solute carrier family 25 member 15b. Gene Ontology annotation, biological process: mitochondrial L-ornithine transmembrane transport. Gene Ontology annotation, molecular function: L-ornithine transmembrane transporter activity. Gene Ontology annotation, cellular component: mitochondrion. The record is from RefSeq and is a predicted model, not a curated record. The transcript has 7 exons. Lineage: Eukaryota; Metazoa; Chordata; Actinopteri; Kurtiformes; Apogonidae. The coding region runs from base 397 to 1305 and encodes 302 amino acids.
AAAGGAGAAUUAUUUGGACUGUUUUCAAUAAUACGUGGAGUAUUUUGGUUCCUGGAAUGUGAGCAGAGUGGAAGGUCUUCCUCCUCCGUGUCUCCCUUGCUGAGUACAUUAUCACACAGUUGACCGAUCCAUUCAUUCUAUACAGUGGUUAUAAGAUGUUGAGGUUGUGAUAAAAUUUAGAUAAGCUUUGGAUAUUUAGUCCAGCGGUCUAAGUUAGCAUGCAGUCAUCUGCAAAGGCCGUCAGUGUAAAUCUGUGUGUGUUAACCUUAGUGAUUGAUACCCAGACUCUAAGGUUAACCUCCACACCGUGGUGUCCUGUCUUCAGAUCAUCGUCGUUCUGUAAGAAGCUGUAAGUAGUGGGUGCAAGAGAAAUCUCCUCUGCACUUGGUGGACACUAUGGCUCCACACCCAGUGAUCCAGGCUAUUAUUGACCUUUCUGCAGGAGCAAUAGGGGGAGCGGCAUGUGUCUUCAGUGGACAGCCUCUGGACACUGCAAAGGUCAAAAUGCAGACCUUUCCUACUCUCUACAGGGGCUUUAUCCACUGUGUUAUGUCCACGUAUAGACAAGUGGGUGUGCGGGGCCUUUACCAGGGCACGACGCCUGCACUCAUGGCCAACAUUGCAGAGAACUCAGUGCUGUUCAUGAGCUACGGCUUCUGCCAACAGGUCAUCCGUGUUGUGGCCGGUUUGCACAGUAAUGCUGUCCUCAGUGAUAUGCAGAAAGCCUGUGCUGGCUCAGUGGCAUCCAUCUUCUCCUCGCUGGUUCUCUGCCCGACUGAACUCGUCAAGUGUCGGUUGCAAGCCAUGUAUGAGAUGCAGGCUUCAGGCAAGAUCUCCCAGAGCCAGAAUUCAGUGUGGUCAGUGGUGAAGACCAUCAUGAGGAACGAGGGACCACUUGGCUUCUUUCAGGGUCUGACCACAACUAUUGCCAGAGAGGUCCCCGGUUACUUCUGCUUCUUCGGAGGCUACGAGCUCAGCCGCACUGCCUUUGCAGACUACAUGAAAUGUGACAAAGAAGACAUAGGUGUGGCUCCUAUCGUCUUCAGUGGGGGUUUCGGGGGGGCGUGCCUCUGGCUGGUGGUCUACCCAAUGGAUUGCGUGAAAUCCAGGAUCCAGGUCAUGUCUAUGACGGGCAAACAGGCAGGGUUUUUCAAGACAUUCAUGACCAUCGCACGCACCGAAGGUGUGAGGGCACUUUACUCUGGUCUCACCCCUACAAUGGUCCGCACCUUUCCUGCUAAUGGUGCGCUGUUCCUGGGCUAUGAGGCCAGCCGGAAGCUCAUGAUGAAACAGUUUGAGGAUUAAAUGGACCUGUGUGCAAAAGGCGUAUGAAAAGAAAUGUGAAUUGAAAGAGUUAUAGCCAUAUAACAACAUGAAAACCCUGGUUUAUAUCUGUGAGAUGGGGUUCUUAUCAAGUUAACUGAAACUGCCACACUCCAUUUCUCUUAGACUUAAACAUCAUAUUUACACUAUAAAUCUGAUUAUUAAUUUAUUGUUUGCUUUUAACCCUUUUUUAACCAAAAUCUUAUUGCCAACAUGAAGUAUUAGAAUAUUUGUCCAAUACUGAGCAAUACUUACCUGCCUUUUUGGAUGAAAAAGUGUGAACACUCCAGUGAAAACACUCCACACACUCCACACUCCAGGUCAUUAUUUAUGUCUACCUCAACAGAGUUGUAUUCGCACAAAAAAUGCUUUUCACUCCAGAUUCUCCACCUGCUUUGUUUUCUGGUUUAUACGGCAGAUAAACAGUCUGU